GGUCACGCGUCGGGGCGCGGCUUGCUCCGGCCGGAGGUGGUCCCUGCUGCGGCUGCCGCCGGAGUCCCUCGGAGCAGCGCUUGCAGCUGGGAAGAUGCAGGGCCAAAGUCUCCUCACCUGGGUCCUAGCCGCGGCUGUCACCUGCGCCCAGGCACAGCAAGUGCCGCCGUGGACAGAAGAUUGCAGAAAAUCAACUUAUCCUCCUUCCGGACCAACCUUUAGAGGCCCAGUUCCGUGGUACACCAUAAACCUUGAUCUACCACCCUACAAAAGAUGGCAGGAAUUAUUGGCUCAAAAGGCACCAAUGUUGAGGAUUUUAGUGAAUUCCAUGACGAAUUUAGUGAAUGCAUUUGUGCCAAGUGGAAAAAUAAUGCAGAUGGUGGAUCAAAAGUUGCCUGGUCUAAUUGGCAGCCUUCCUGGCCCUUUUGGAGAGGAAAUGAGAGGAAUUGCAGAUGUUACCGGGAUUCCUCUAGGAGAGAUUAUUUCAUUCAACAUUUUCUAUGAAUUGUUUACCAUGUGUACAUCGAUCAUCACUGAAGAUGAGAAAGGUCAUUUACUACAUGGAAGAAACAUGGAUUUUGGAAUAUUUCUUGGGUGGAAUAUUAAUAACAACACUUGGGUUGUCACAGAAGAAUUAAAGCCCUUGACAGUGAAUCUGGACUUCCAAAGAAACAAUAAGACUGUUUUCAAGGCUACAAGUUUUGCUGGAUAUGUGGGCAUGUUGACAGGAUUCAAACCAGGACUGUUUAGUCUUACGCUAAAUGAACGUUUCAGUAUAAAUGGUGGCUAUCUGGGUAUCCUAGAAUGGAUGUUCGGAAAGAAGAAUGCCCAAUGGGUAGGGUUUAUCACCAGAUCAGUUCUGGAAAACAGUACAAGUUAUGAAGACGCAAAGAACACUCUAACAAAGACCAAGAUAAUGGCUCCAGCCUAUUUUAUCCUGGGGGGCAACCAGUCUGGAGAGGGUUGUGUGAUUACCCGAGAAAGAAAAGAGUCUUUGGAUGUCUAUGAACUGGAUCCUGAGAAUGGCAGAUGGUACGUGGUCCAAACCAAUUAUGACAGGUGGAAGGACACCUUGUUUCUUGAUGACCGCAGAACACCAGCAAAGAAGUGUCUAAACAACACGACACAGAAGAAUCUCUCAUUUGCUACCAUCUAUGAUGUCCUAUCAACAAAACCUGUCCUUAACAAGCUGACUGUAUUCACAACCUUGAUGGACGUUACCAAAGAUCAAUUUGAAAGUCACCUUCGAGAUUGCCCAGAUCCCUGUAUAGGCUGGUGAGCACGCAUCAGCCUAUAGGACAUGCUGAGGCCUGAAGAUGUGCUCUGCAGUGUGCCUGGUCCCCUUCCACAGGCAGAGGCUCAAGGCCUCUCGUCUUUAGUCAGGACUGCCCUCACCAUGGUCAUGCUGCUUAUAGACUGUUUGUCAUUGUUUGUUCUGAUCAUCAUUACUUCCACUCACAGGUAAACUCUUUAAGGGACGCCAUGUAGAAUCGCCAGUUCAUUUCACUUUGACUCUGCAGAAGGGAUAACUGUGACCUCUAUGGAACCCGUCAAGGCUCUCCGAUAGUGUUUGAUUCAGUGCCCUGGGUGAUUAAUGUAAAAGUCACCUGUUCUUUUUUAAUCUACAUAUUUAUGUUUUUCUGCAUACCAGUAGUUUUCUUUUCUCCUGGUUCUCUUAGAACUGACACGUCUUCCACUUUUGCUGUUAGGACAAUGUCACUAUGCGUGGCUGGAGUUCCUCAGAAGACAUUUGAUACUUAUUUUAAUGGGCAAUCAACAGACCUCUGACUCUGGAAACAGUAUUUUGGAGGAUUAUACAAUAACUAUUAUCCAAGCAGUAUUUUGUUUUUUAAAGAAUGUUCUCCUUUUCCUAAUCAUUCUGCCUGCCAGUAACCCCAAGAAGAUUCUAGCUAGCUUCAAAAACUUGAGUUCAAAAACUUAACACAAAUUCGUUAUUUUAAAUUCUUGUAUGUAUAAUCAAUGUAAUGUUUUUUCCUUCUAAUCAUAUUUUUUUAGAUUUUCAUACAAUAUAGUAUUACUAAUAUUUUUCAGAAAUCAAUGUAUUUAUGAAAACUGCAAACAGAACUUGUUCAUCUUUCUAACCUUCACAAUUGGCAGUGGAAUGUAUUUUGUGGCAGACUGUAUCCACUUAGUUUUGGACAGCCUGCUGUGUCAUGAUACUCAAUAAAGAUUCACUGUCGGCCAUGUCA
Molecule: messenger RNA, 2210 nt
Organism: Apodemus sylvaticus (European woodmouse)
Lineage: Eukaryota; Metazoa; Chordata; Mammalia; Rodentia; Muridae
Gene: Asah1
Product: N-acylsphingosine amidohydrolase 1
Exons: 14
Coding region: 95-1279 (394 amino acids)
Biological process (GO): fatty acid metabolic process
Cellular component (GO): lysosome
Molecular function (GO): N-acylsphingosine amidohydrolase activity; fatty acid amide hydrolase activity
Source: RefSeq, a predicted model, not a curated record